This is a messenger RNA of Trichophyton rubrum CBS 118892, 1077 nucleotides long. RefSeq lists its product as uncharacterized. Gene Ontology annotation, molecular function: RNA binding. The record is from RefSeq and is a predicted model, not a curated record. Gene Ontology annotation, cellular component: RES complex; U2-type spliceosomal complex. The transcript has a single exon. The coding region runs from base 1 to 1077 and encodes 358 amino acids. Lineage: Eukaryota; Fungi; Ascomycota; Eurotiomycetes; Onygenales; Arthrodermataceae. Gene Ontology annotation, biological process: mRNA splicing, via spliceosome.
AUGUCUCUGGCCGACUACCUAGCGAAAAACUACCUGACAGCAGACACGCUAUCGUCGGAGCGGCCGAAGAAGAAACGCAAGAAGAACAAGCAUGCUGUGGCCGAGGAUACCGGCGCCGGCGGGCUGAUAAUCGCAGACGACGACCCUCCGCUACUCUCUAGCUCGAGCAAGACCUCACGAUCCAGACGGCCGGGCAGAUACGACUCAGAUGAGGACGAUGAAAUACCAUAUGCAGCACAGGCAGGAACAAGCAGCGAGUUCCGGAAAAGCAAGUCUUCACAAUGGCGGAGCGUGUCUGGACCACAACCCCCUACAAACGACGAGCAGGUUGCAGCAGACGCGAUUCUAGCUUCUGCAGCUGCUGAGCGGGCAGCUCAGAUGGAAGCUGAUGAUGAUAGGCCCAUGGUGGCCGAGGAAAACGACUCCACGCCUCGAAUGGAGUCAGGCAUGAGAGCCGGGUUGCAGACCGCAGCUGAUACUGCGGCGAUGGUAGCAGCUCAGGAACGAGAGCAGGCGCAGGAAGCCGAGAAGCUACGGAAGGAGAGAAAAAAGAAGGGGAAACAGGAAGUUGGACUGGAGUCGGAAACAAUUUAUCGAGAUGCGUCCGGACGGAUAAUCAACGUUGCUAUGAAGAGGGCGGAGGCACGCAAGGCAGCGGAGGAGGCUGCUGCUGCUGAGCGGGCGGCAAAGGAGGCCCUGACGGGUGAUGUGCAGAGGCAGGAGAAGGAAGCUCGCCGUCAAGCACUGGAGGAAGCGAAGUUUAUACCGCUUGCGCGAACGGCGGAGGAUGAGGAUCUAAAUGCUGAGCUGAAGGCUAGACAAAGAUGGAAUGAUCCUGCAGCGGCGUUCUUAUCUGAACCCAAGAGUGGUACCGCUGCUGGUGUUGGCAGUGGCACUGCUGGGGGAGGGAAAAAGGUAUAUAAGGGUCCAUCACCGCCGAACCGAUAUGGGAUCCGGCCAGGUUUCAGAUGGGAUGGAGUGGACAGGAGUAAUGGGUUUGAACAUAGAUGGUUUGAGGCACGGAACCGUCGGGGCAGGAUGGAAACUAUGGAAUAUGCCUGGCAGAUGGACGAGUGA